ACCAGCCAACGGUCAUCCAAAACGCAGAUUGUGUGCGCGGAUAGAAAUAAAUCAAAGUAAUUUCCUACAAUCCGCUUGAAAAAAUGGAUCGCACUUUCUACGAAGGCUGGCUGAUUAAAUCGCCACCCACAAAGCGCAUCUGGCGUGCUCGCUGGCGACGCCGAUGGUUCACACUGAAACAGGGCGAGAUACCGGAGCAGUUCUGCCUCGAAUACUACACCGACCACCACUGUCGCAAGCUGAAGGGCGUCAUCGAUCUGGAUCAGUGCGAGCAGGUGGACUGCGGCCUGCGGCUGGAGAACCGCAAACAGAAGUUCCAGUACAUGUUUGACAUCAAGACGCCCAAGCGCACCUACUACCUGGCUGCUGAGACAGAGGCGGACAUGCGUGACUGGGUCAACUGCAUCUGCCAGGUGUGCCAUCUGCACGACACCAAGCAGUCCAAUGAACUGCCCCUGGGGGCAGUGGGAGCCGGUGAUGAAAACCGAACACAGCACACCAGCUCCAGCGGGGGACUGAGCAACUCCACUCAGAAUACAACCACCACUUCGCUUCACUCCUCGGCUGGAACGACAGCCGGAGGUGCUACUGGAAGCGGUGGUGCUGCCCAGAUGCGGCGACCAGCCGUUAUAGACCAGCAGCCGCUGCCUACCAACCAAGGAAACAAUAACUCAGACUCGGUCUACGUCAAUACGGAGUACAGCAAUCGCGAGACCAUGCUGUGCGAUGCCAAUUUUGACCAGCAGGAGCUCCUGUCGGCGGCCCAGCAGCAGCCGCCACCAUCGCCAGCCACUGCUCUGUAUUUAAACUAUAGUGCUUUAAUUCAGGCACGGGCGGCUGAGCUUAGCACCGAGCAACAACAGCAAGCGGCUCGGUUAGCGGUCAGUUGUAAUGGAGUAGUGCGGAAGCUUCCGGAGCACCUGGUUCUCACUCAGCAAACUCUGGCGGAGGCGGCCGCCCAACAGCACAGCAGCGUUCAGGCCUCGCCCGCCCUCAGCACCGCCUCUGGCCCCUACAUACCCAUCAGCGAGUGUUUCUCGGGGAGUCCCAGGUUCUUGCCCGGCAGCGGAAACCCCUGUGCAGAGCUAGGCAUACCAAACACACCGUUGAACAAUCUCGACCCGAAGUUUUACGAUACACCGCGGAGUCAUAACAACAUUGGUCUGAAUCUGACCAACGAUCAGUCCUGUUCCCCCAAGAUAACCAACACCAAUUUGAGUUUGCAACAACUGGCGAACGUCAAUGCUAGCAAGCAGCGCUCUGACUCAGAUUCCGAGAGUGUGUUCACCGACGACGACGAGUGGGCUCAUCCACUGCCCCUGCGUGAGAAUGUGGAUCGCAGCACACGACCAUCUGAUAGUUCCAUCGAAAACGAGUCCUUUGUGCUGACCUACUCGCAGCGUUUCUCCAAAAUGCCCGAGGAAGGGGGAGCGGUAGUUCAGCCAACUGAAAAGAAUUCCAAACAGGCGGGAGCAGCAUCUCUGGCAGAUGCGGGUGAUCACCGGACGUUAGAUAAGCUGGCCAAAGUGCUCAAGAACAAGAAUAAUCUCAUAUUGGACUUCAAGGAGAAUGAAAAAUCCCGCGAUCUGCCGCAGUUGUCAGACACGGAAAACACUUCCCCAGCCAUCGUGGCCGCACGAAAUGCCAACUCCGUUUUUAUCGAGGAGAGCUACGACAUUCCACGCUCUCACCAGCUGCCCUACUACAACAUGAACCAGCUCCUGAGUGAGAGGCCGGUAACCAGUCCGCACAACACCAAUCCCAUUGCCGCAUCCACACCGAAUCUCAUGGCAGCUGGGGCUGGUGCCACUCCUUUGGCGAGCACAAAUCCUGGCCAGGUGGGUGGGGCUCAUGCACCUUCCUCCCCCACCAGCGCUCGGACGCUGCCUCGCCCCCACUGCUAUACGAAUGCCGCACCCACGAAGAUGGAGGGCAAUGUUUUUCGAUACGAUUUCAUGGAGCAUAUGGACUGUCCGCCUGUCAACCGAAAGUUGAAGCCGAAGAACUCUAGUGGCAUUCCUCCGAGCGUGGAGGAUAAGCCACCGGAGGAGUGUCCGGCCAAGCCCCCGGUGGGAGUGGUGGAGCAUUUGACCAGCAAACUGGGCGCUGCCCAGCUGCAGCAGCCCAUUGGACCGCCCAGUGUGGACCGGAAGUGCAAACCAAAUGCCUACAAGACUGGUACUUCGGCAACCAUGUCGCCCCGUCGUGCGACAAUGGUCUUUCCCCACGAAACGGAUGUCCACGAAGCAGCCUCCUACUUGCAUGAGACCCGCACCCUGCCGCGCCACCAGCCGUAUCGCAGCCAACACUCCAACAGUCCCGGCAGCAUGUCGGUGCAGCAUCAGCGCACAGCCUCGGCGGCGGCUGCCAUGAUGAGUGCCGCGGCAGUUGCUCCCAAGCAGCAGCCACCACCGCAGGCGGAGCAUAAGCUGCAGUAUUUCGAUCUGGAUGUGACCAACAAGCCCCCCUUGCUGAAUCGUUCGAGCAUGAGUGUGGGUAACUUGUACUCGCAGGGCGGCAAUGCCCAAGGUGGAAUGCGACUGGCUCCCAUCGAUGCCGCCUCGGCCCGAGCUCCAGUGCCCAGCAGUGUGGUGUACAACUCCGUAGACUUUGUCAAGACGGAGGCAUUUAAGAGGAUACGAGAGGAGCGGAAUAAGGAGAGCAAGGAGUAACCCAUACAACUUCCCCUGAAAUGACAACGUGCAAUAAACCCAGGACCACGUUGCGGAUCCAAAAUCAUGUAGUGCCUUCAUCAGUAUCCAUUGCUGAUCAUUCCCUGCACUUGAUAGAAAAAAAAAAACCGUGCAAAUACCACCCAUUUAUCCACAUAUCUAGUUCUUAUGUUUGCACCAGCUUCCCAUCAUCUCGUGGUGCUGAUUUGAAUCUGUAUCUGUAUCUCUAAUCCAAAUACGAAUCUGAACCCAUGUCGUGUCACCCGAAUUCGUACUGUAAUCGUGCUUCCAACACUUCCACUUUAAUUGUUAGGCUCCGUAGUGGUAACCAUGACACUUUUUAUUGUUAAGAUUCCAUAAUGCAACCCAUGACAAACGAUCUUAGUGCUAAUUUACAACGCAAAUCAAUUAUUUUAUGUGCGCAAGCGAAAUAUUUAUAUAUAUAUACACGAAUUUUAUAUGGUAAACAAAUUAUAUACAAACUAUAAAUGCGACACAAGCUGUUGCUUGAUUUUGUGCUUUAAAAAAAAUAUAUACUAUAUUUACAUAUUAAUA
This is a messenger RNA of Drosophila bipectinata, 3227 nucleotides long. RefSeq names its product daughter of sevenless (gene dos). The record is from RefSeq and is a predicted model, not a curated record. NCBI's taxonomy places the organism in Eukaryota, Metazoa, Arthropoda, Insecta, Diptera, Drosophilidae. Gene Ontology annotation, biological process: signal transduction. Gene Ontology annotation, molecular function: signaling adaptor activity. Gene Ontology annotation, cellular component: cytoplasm.